Molecule: messenger RNA, 2226 nt
Organism: Quercus robur (English oak)
Lineage: Eukaryota; Viridiplantae; Streptophyta; Magnoliopsida; Fagales; Fagaceae
Exons: 6
Coding region: 1-2226 (741 amino acids)
Molecular function (GO): nucleic acid binding
Source: RefSeq, a predicted model, not a curated record
AUGAUCAAUUUCAUUGAUGAUGAUGAUCAUGCACCAGAUCCUUUCCUUAAGGAUAGCUCAGGAAACUUUACAACUGAAGCUAAUUUAGAGUUCUUUCAAUGGAAGAGUCGUGAACAGGCCUUGUUCACUUUCCUCAAUUCAACACUCUCUCCAUCAAUCUUGGCUCUCACUGUAGGCCAAAAGUCUGGAAGAGGAGUUUGGAAAGUUAUUGAGAAAAGGUUUGCAUCAGUGUCACGAUCUCACAUUCUCAAUUUGAGAAAUGAGCUAAUGAGCAUCAAGAAGGGCUCAGAAUCUAUGGAUUCUUUCUUCCAAAGAAUUAAAGAAAUCAGAGAUAAGCUUGGAGCCGUAGCAGUCUAUGUUAAUGAAGAAGAGCUAAUUCAUCUAGCUCUUAAAGCCUUACCAUCAGAGUAUGAUGCAUUUUGCUCUAUAAUCAGAACUAGGAAUGAUGUUCUCACACUUGAAGAAUUGAACACACUCUUAAAUGCUGAAGAAAGAUCAAUCAAGAAAAGGUCAGAUUUCAGGGAUUCUACAUCCUUGGCUAUGGCAGUCAAUCACUUUAAUCAAGGUUUUACAAGAGGUAGAGGCAAGAAUGGUAAUAAUAGAGGUCGUGGAAAUGGCAGAGGUGGCAAUAAAUAUCAGUUUUCUGGUGGUUACAACAAUCAAUUUUCAGGUCAUGGUCAAUUUCACAAUAGCAAUAAUCAAGUCAGUGAUCAUCAAUUCACUUCUUUUCCACAGAUCAAGUCCAAUUCUUCUCAGGGACAGAAAGUUGCUUGUCAAAUAUGUGGUAAAAAUGGUCAUUAUGCUUUGGUCUGCUACCAUCACAUGAAUUUUACUUACCAAGGUAGGCAUGCUCUAGCUAAACCUGCCUUCAUGGCUGCAAGAUUAAUGGCUGCAACUACAAGUGCAAAUCGGAAUCCAAAUUGGUUAAUAGACACUGGUGCUUUUGAUCAUAUCAUACCAGACUUGUCUCAGCUUUCCCUUGGACAGCAACCUACAACUAGUGAGUCUAUAACAGCUAGCAAUGGGCAAGAAUUACUAGUAACACACAUUGGAAAUGAUUUGCCUAUAGGGAAGGUCCUUUAUCGAGGGCUGAGUAAGGAUGGAGUCUAUCCUAUACCUCCUUUUGCUUUUCUGCCUUCAUCAUCUUCUUCUCAUCCAAAUGGUAUUGCUAAGAGGAAACAUAGGCAUAUUGUUGAGAGUGGAUUAUCUAUGCUUCACCACUCUAAUCUUUCUCUUUCCUAUUGGUCAUAUGCCUUUAGUACUGCAAUUUAUCUUAUUAAUAGAGUUCCUUCUUCUGUUUUGAAUUUUAUCUCACCUUGGGAAAAGUUGUAUGAUCACAAACCACCUCUUCAUGCCUUGAAAACCUUUGGUUGUGCCUAUUACCCUUUCUUGAAGCCUUACAAUUCUCAUAAAUUUGAUCCUAAGUCUAGACAGUGCAUCUUCCUUGGUUAUCCUCCACAAUCCAAGGGUUAUAUCUGCUUGGAUGCUCUCAUAGGUAGAAUUUACAUUUCACGUCAUUAUGUGUUUGAUGAAUCUAUAUUUCCCAUCUAUCCAGUUUCUAAUUCUGAGUCAUCUAUUUUAUUUUUUGCUACUCCUUCUCCUUCCUUUGAUGUCUGGCUUUCUUCCUUGAUUCCCAGUUUUACUCUUGUUCUAUCUAACUCUAGUCCUAACACUCACUCUAGUUCUACUCUGUCUAACUCUAAUCCUUCUUCUAUGCCUGUUCUUUCUCAUGAUACUCUUCUUGUUCAAUCUGUUUUAUUUGUUUCUAAUCCUAUUGUUGAAGCAAUGGAUUCUGAGUUUACCAGUUUGCAACAACAACAUACUUGGACUUUGGUUCCCUUACCACCAAAUAAGAAUGUUGUGGGAUGUAAGUGGGUGUACAAGGUUAAGAGAAAUAGUGAUGGGAGUAUUGCUAGAUUUAAAGCUAGGCUUGUUGCCAAGGGUACUUGCAGCAGUAUGGAGAAGGUUUACAUGAGUCAACCACCUGGGUAUAAGGAUCAUUCUAAGCCUCAUCAUAUUUGCUUGCUGCAUAAGGCCGUUUAUGUCCAUGUCGUUUACUUGCUUCUAUAUGUGGAUAACAUUAUAAUUACUGGCAACCAUGCUACUUUUGUUGCUGAGAUUAUCAAGCAGAUUAGUGUCUCUUUUGCUCUCAAGGAAUUGGGUCUUAUAAGUUACUUAUUGGGCCUGCAAAUUGAGUACAUUGAUGAUGGAAUUUUUGUGCAUUAG